Messenger RNA from Hyalella azteca, 2144 nucleotides. RefSeq lists its product as uncharacterized. The coding region runs from base 705 to 2129 and encodes 474 amino acids. The record is from RefSeq and is a predicted model, not a curated record. The transcript has 3 exons. NCBI's taxonomy places the organism in Eukaryota, Metazoa, Arthropoda, Malacostraca, Amphipoda, Hyalellidae.
UCAAUGAAACAAAUUCGGAUAAAAACUCUUUUUUCGUUCAUCGAACACCGGAACGAAGUCCUGGCUUUACGAAUAAAGCGCAAUAUAUUCCUCCCAAAAGUGUUUUUAAAAUUUAUCGCUCAGAAAGCUUGAGCCGCCCACUCGAUAAUGUUCGAGCACAACUCAAGGAAGGUAAGCGAAACAGUUCGGAUUUCAAUUAUUCUAGUCACCUCGUUGCGUCACCGUAUGAUGAUACUACUUACAACGAAGCGGUAAACCAAGUGAAACCCAUCGACGAUUCCAUCACUAAUGUUAGGCUUCAAAACGACUUGGAUACGCAUCCGCGAGUCGAAUCUUUUCAUGCCAUAGAUGACGCCAAUGCUCCCAAAAUAAUUGUUGAUAUUCUUAGGUCUCCUGUUACAAAAUCUGAUAAUUUUAAAAGCAGACAAAACCACAUUGCAGCUCAUGACAACAAAUUCAGCUAUGGGGAUAUUUUGGCAAAAGUCUACAGAGAUUUUGGAACCAUUAAUAAACAAUUUCAGAACAAAAUUAAAGAAAAAAAUAAGGCUGAGAAGAAGACAGAAAACCUCGCACUACUCCAUACAUUUCCUGUAGUCGGCAAAACGAACAAAGGUGACGGAUCACUUGUGGAGAGUUACGAUGAAAAUAAAUCUCACGAAUUCAAUGAAGCAGUUUAUUUUAGUCCCAAAUAUAUCAUCAAAAGAAUGGGGAAGCCAGGAGAAACUGCUCACGACCGCAUGCUGUGGGAAAGCGUUAAAUCUUCUAAAUAUGGUCAACAUUCUUCUGAAGAAUGUGACUGUCAUGACAGAGGGUUAUUGGGUUCUCUUCGUGGUUUGCAGAAGCUCAGAGCAAUUGGAGAGAUAAUUUUGAAAAAAAUUGAGUUGGGAAAUUUUGAUGAUGAAUUUCGAAGGACUUUUACUAUGGAACAGAAGCUUUCAGUUUCAGAAAAAAAUAAAACUUACCAGAGUUUUAUUGAUAACGCAAACGAAAUUGAUUCCUUCUCUAACGAACUUUCAGGACAAGUGGAUGAAAAACUAGAAGAUAACUUCAUCAAGGACGAUAGCAAUGCCAGAAAACACAUCGGAGACGAUAAAGAUUCUCGUAUAUCUUACGCAAUUGAACUCGACAUAGACGAGACAUUCGAUGGAAAUAUAAGGCCAUGCAAUGCAGAAGUGAACGCGACCCGGAAACAAAUUCCGUUCUAUCGAAUUAAACGAUCGAAUGAUGUCUUUUUCCCAUCUAGAUUCAGCGAAAACCCACAGAUAACGAUUGAAAAUAUUUUAAUGGGUAAACAAAACGAAGAAAAUGAUGACGUAAUCAAUACAGAUGCGAGCUCAGAGCACACAAAUGAAGAUCGUGCUUUCAAAAACGAGUUUAACGAGAUCGUUCCUGAUACUACUUUUCAGAAAACGGUGCCGAAUCCUUUGAAGGUCGACUAUAACGGGAGAUCGUUGCACCUCAAUGCCACUACGUUAACGCCGAAUGUGCCGGCAACGUUGCAAAUGCAUCCCGACCCGCUACUCGCACCAGAAACUCGGCACCCACAACAGAAUUACUCCCACGCACGCCUGGUUCCUGUAAAAAACGCUUCUAUGAAACCCUCAGCGCGGAACAACGAUGGAAAAAUCACAAAGGAAAAUAUAAAUGGAGAGCGUAGAGUGUCCAAUGUAUUUGAAAAAUUUCUCGAAGAAAACCGGAAAGAAGUUGCAAUGCUUGAGAAGACACAUACCGGAAACAUGGAGGCGUACGCUUUUAUGCUGAGCUCGCCGACAAGAAAAUUCACUUUGAAACCUCAGGAAGCACUCAGCUUUAAGCGUAUCAAUUCGGAAAUUAAAGCCGCCCUUUAUUUCUUUGAAUUUUACUUGCUCAUCUCGUCAGAAAAGUCAUACGAACUGGCAACUUUCUAUAACUUUUGGAAAUUUUUUGACACCUCUGUUACCAGUGACAUAAAAACAGAUGAUGGCUUUGAGUAUCGGACUAGUGAGAGGUCUUCGUUGCCUCCGUCAGACGACUCGACCAACACGUCGCGUCAAGUCUGCGACUGCAGGGCGUUCACGCUGGGGAUCAUCGCUGGCUUCUCUACCCUGACCACGCUGCUGGGAUACGCGCUGAGCUUCACUGCGGCAUAGAAUGCCGGUGCAAUU